Molecule: messenger RNA, 1186 nt
Organism: Closterium sp. NIES-67
Lineage: Eukaryota; Viridiplantae; Streptophyta; Zygnematophyceae; Desmidiales; Closteriaceae
Source: the annotation of a GenBank genome assembly
ACCCAGCAGCCGCAUCAUUGAGGCACUGGCAUUUUGCAAAUGAGCAACCAGCUUUCAGCUCAAUGGCUGCCACAGCAACGCCACUACCUGAAUCAGUCGUUCAGCAAUUUCGCGAACUUGAUCGCGUCCGACGGGAACAGGACGUCGUUGUGAAGAAGAUUAAUAAAAUCCACUCUAAGUUAAGCCAAACCCCACGAGAGACGGCAGAACGCUUUGGUGAGAAGCUUUGGAUAAAGCUACGGGGAUUCUACGUGGAGGCCAAACGUCUUGCAGAUCUUGAAGAAAGUCUCUGUACGUCCUGCAUCCGAGAAAUCGAUCCAUCACAAGUCUCUGUUUCUUCAGCGCCCCACGGGACCAAAAAAAAAUCAGAUGGCCCUUUGGAAGGAGGGAGGAAGAAGCGCCAACGCACCAGUCCUGUCGUUGAUGGAGCAGCUGGGGGGGAAGGUGGUCCAGGGAGUGCUGCAGGGCUGAACUCAUCUGCUGCUGGCCUCAAUGAUGGUCCUUCUGCACCGUCGCCGGUUUCCCUGACACGGGUUGUGGUGGGAGAACAGGUGGCUGCACGUGUGUCUGCCACUGAGGAUGGCAAGGAUGAGUGGAUAGUUGUGAAGGUGCUGCGCAUUGACCGGGAAGCAAACAGGUUUGAUGUACUUGACGAGGAGCCAGGAGAGGAGGAUGAAGGCGGUCAAAGGAAGUACCGUCUGUCUGGCUCAUGCAUCAUCCCCUUCCACAAGCGCAACGAGUGGAUGUCCGCCUCGGACUUCCCUCCUGGCUCCAGAGUGCUCGCGGUGUUCCCCAGCACCACUGCCCUUUACCAAGCCACAGUCGUUGGGCAACCACGCAAGCGGAAAAGCGACGACUACUCAUUGGAGUUUGAUGACGAUGAAGAGGAGGGCAUACAGGGCGUGCCGCGCCGAACUGUCCCAUUCAAUCAUGUUGUUGCACUCCCACCCCCUAACCCAAGGGCAUACAUUAACCGGCAAUAGCCAACUGUUGUCAGGUUAAGGAAAGUUAGUCAACCCAUGCUAUACUCUAUCAGUAUAUUAUUAUGUCUGCAUUGCCAGUAGGUCCAUCAAAGCCACUACGGCGGUGAUACGAACAUGCUCAAGCUUAUGCUUGAGCCUUUGUAUAUCGCUAAGGUACAUGACAGCAAUCUGGAUCUGUACAGCAGGCUCCACUAUCAUGUUCU